Molecule: messenger RNA, 1355 nt
Organism: Hypomesus transpacificus
Lineage: Eukaryota; Metazoa; Chordata; Actinopteri; Osmeriformes; Osmeridae
Gene: sdhb
Product: succinate dehydrogenase complex, subunit B, iron sulfur (Ip)
Exons: 8
Coding region: 47-898 (283 amino acids)
Biological process (GO): aerobic respiration; tricarboxylic acid cycle; respiratory electron transport chain
Cellular component (GO): mitochondrial membrane
Molecular function (GO): electron transfer activity; 2 iron, 2 sulfur cluster binding
Source: RefSeq, a predicted model, not a curated record
GGAUACUGGAUAGCGGAAACCCUAGCGAGAGGUCAGAAACUUCAAGAUGUCGGUUGUUGGUCUAACGUCCUUGGGCAGAUGCGGUGCUGUGGCUAUCCGUUCCUCUGUUGGAAUGGUGACGGUCAGGUAUGCUCAGACAGCCGCUGCCCCAGCCUCUCAGCCCAGAAUCAAGAAGUUCCAGGUGUAUCGCUGGGACCCAGACACAACAGGAGAUAAACCUCGCAUGCAGACCUAUGAAAUUGACCUCAACACCUGUGGGCCCAUGGUCCUUGAUGCUCUCAUCAAGAUCAAGAAUGAGAUGGAUUCCACACUGACCUUCCGCCGCUCCUGCAGAGAAGGUAUUUGUGGAUCCUGUGCAAUGAACAUCAAUGGGGGCAACACACUGGCCUGUCUAAACAAGAUUGACACCAACACCAGCAAGGUCUCCAAGAUCUACCCUCUGCCUCAUAUGUAUGUGGUGAAGGAUCUGGUGCCUGACAUGAGCAACUUCUAUGCCCAGUACAAGUCUAUUGAACCUUACCUGAAGAAGAAGGACGAGGCCAAUGAAGGGAAAGAGCAGUACCUGCAGACAGUGGACGACAGACAAAAACUGGAUGGGCUUUAUGAAUGUAUCCUGUGUGCAUGCUGCAGUACAAGCUGUCCCAGCUACUGGUGGAACGGAGACAAGUACCUGGGACCUGCUGUCCUCAUGCAGGCCUACCGCUGGAUGAUCGACUCGAGAGACGAGUUCACAGAGGAGCGUCUGUCCAAGCUCCAGGAUCCCUUCUCCCUCUACCGCUGUCACACCAUCAUGAACUGCACUAAGACCUGCCCCAAGGGCCUGAACCCUGGCAAGGCCAUAGCAGAGAUUAAAAAGAUGAUGGCCACCUACAAGGAGAAGAAGUCUGCUGCUGUCUAGAUGCAGGCUCGUCAUCCUGGACUCACCCCAUCCUCUGCUUCUUUAAAUUAUGCUCUUAAUUCAUGAAAGAGAAGCCCAGUGAGGUCUGGUGGGCCUGCACACCUGUCAACUCAACACCACUGCACUCCAGCACCAGGGACACUGGACUCAGAGGGAAAUAGUUGCCUCAUUGAUUUGAGAAUGUGUACGGUUUAUGGUGUGUUCGUUGUGUGUGAGAGUGAAUGCUUGUGUGUUUUGAGACAUGACCUGCAGAAUUUGAAAUGAAAGGCGCAUUCCUUGGUUCAUGGCCAUUGUUUGAUUGUGUGUGUGUGUGGAUGUUUGCGUGUGUGUUUAAGUUCAGAGAGUGAUGUGGGUUCACGGACAUCAAAAAUGUGUAUGAUUAUGCUCUGCUUAUAUAAUAUAGUAAUGGCAGUCUUUGUUUGAAUAUAUAAUAAAUACAUGACUGUAAUGCCGGCGA